Messenger RNA from Ilex paraguariensis (yerba mate), 2040 nucleotides. The record is from the annotation of a GenBank genome assembly. NCBI's taxonomy places the organism in Eukaryota, Viridiplantae, Streptophyta, Magnoliopsida, Aquifoliales, Aquifoliaceae.
AUGGAUCAUUCUGCAUCUAAAUCAGCACCCUGCAACUUUCUCUCUCUUCUUGCUUUCCUCAUCCACUACUCCCUCCACAGUGCACUCUCAUUUUUGGAGCUGGAUGGGGAGGAGGCAAGACUUGCAGAUUACUUCGACGUGAUUGCCGGAACAAGCACCGGUGGUCUUGUGACAGCCAUGUUAACUGCACCCGAUGAAAACAACCGUCCUCUCUAUGCAGCCAAAGACAUCAAACCUUUUUACCUAGAGCACGGUCCCAAGAUUUUCCCACAGAAAAGUGGCUUGUUUAAAUCCAUUGGAAAAACGUUAAAAACAUUAAGAGGACCCAAAUAUGAUGGGAAGUAUCUUCAUGGGCUUGUAAGGGAGAAGCUGGGAGAUAUCCGAUUAAGUCGUACACUCGCCAAUGUUGUCAUUCCAACUUUUGAUAUCAAAGACUUGCAGCCAACCAUUUUCUCCACUUAUCAGGUAAAAGGCUCUUCAUGUUUGGAUGCUCAAUUAUCCGAUAUUUGCAUAAGUACUUCUGCAGCUCCAACCUACCUUCCAGCCCAUUACUUCAAGACCCAAGAUAACAAAGGGAAUGUUCGAGAAUAUAAUCUUAUUGAUGGGGGUGUUGCUGCAAAUAAUCCGGUAAAAGGCUCUUCAUGUUUGGAUGCUCAAUUAUCCGAUAUUUGCAUAAGUACUUCUGCAGCUCCAACCUACCUUCCAGCCCAUUACUUCAAGACCCAAGAUAACAAAGGGAAUGUUCGAGAAUAUAAUCUUAUUGAUGGGGGUGUUGCUGCAAAUAAUCCGUUUCAAAUGGAGAGACUCUCAUCUCAGCCCCCAACUUACGGAAACCUCAUCACCAUUCUCAGCAUUGAUGGAGGUGGUAUCAGAGGGAUCAUCCCUGGCACUAUCCUUGCUUACCUUGAGUCCCAACUUCAGGAGUUGGAUGGUGAGGAUGCAAGACUUGCAGAUUACUUUGACGUGAUUGCAGGAACCAGUACUGGUGGCCUUGUGACUGCCAUGUUAACAGCUCCAGAUGAAAAUAAUCGUCCUAUAUUUGCUGCUAAAGAUAUCAAGCCCUUUUAUGUCGAAAAUUGUCCAAAAAUUUUUCCACAGAAAAGGGGCAUGUUUGCAUCACAUAGAAACAGAUUGAACUUAUUAGUAGGACCCAAGUAUGAUGGGAAGUAUCUUCAUCAAGUUGUAAGGGAGAAACUAGGAGAGACUCGAUUGCAUCAAACCUUAACCAAUGUUGUCAUUCCUACUUUCGAUAUCAAGACUUUGCAGCCAACUGUUUUCUCCACUUAUGAGGCGAAACAGUACCCCUUUCUGAAUGCAAGACUAUCAGACAUAUGCAUUAGCACAUCUGCAGCUCCAACUUAUCUUCCUGCCUACCAUUUUAAUAACAACGAUAAUGAAGGGAACGUUUGGGAAUUCAAUCUUAUUGAUGGUGGUGUUGCAGCAAAUAAUCCGGCUUUAGUUGCCAUAUCCCAGAUAACCAAAGAGGUUUUCAGUGGAAAUUCAGAUUUCUUCCCUAUUAAGCCUAUAGACUACGGACGCUUCCUGGUGAUCUCAAUAGGCACCGGCUCUGCAAAGGUGGAACAGAAAUACAGUGCGAAAAUGGCAGCCAAAUGGGGUGUUUUGAGUUGGUUAGUUCACAAAGGUUCCACCCCACUAGUGGAUGUUUUCACUCAAGCAAGUGCUGAUAUGGUUGAUUUCCAUAUUUCUGUGGUUUUUCAAGCUCUUCACUCUGAAAAAAAUUACCUUCGAAUACAAGAGGACAGGUUAACUAGGACAAACUCCACCGUUGAUGUUGCUACUAAGGAAAACUUGGACAAACUAGUGGAGAUUGGAGAAAGGUUGUUAAAGAAACCAGUUUCACGAGUGAAUUUGAAGACAGGUCUUGCUGAGCUAGUUAAAAAUGGUGGCACAAAUGAGGAUGCUCUCAAAAGGAUUGAUCUAACUUUGGAGAAUGUCCGAUUGAUGAUCUACACUCUCGGAUAUCCUUCUCCUCGGAGAGUAUAUCUGCCAAUCUACAAAGUUCAAUCAAAUAUAAUUUAG